Messenger RNA from Rodentolepis nana, 1401 nucleotides. Lineage: Eukaryota; Metazoa; Platyhelminthes; Cestoda; Cyclophyllidea; Hymenolepididae. The record is from the annotation of a GenBank genome assembly.
AUGCAAAAAGAUAUCGGAAUACUAGCAGCGGAAAUAUAUUUCCCAAAAUCAUACAUUGCUCAAACAGCUCUCGAGACACAGUUCGAAUGCCCUGGCAAAUAUACCAAAGGUCUUGGCCAGUUAUCAAUGGCCAUUUGCGAUGAAGCUGAAGAUGUCAUUUCCAUUUCUUUGACUGUUACUAAAAGAUUGAUUGAACGCUUUGGGUUAGACUUAAAGAAAGUCGGAUUUCUUGAGGUUGGUUCUGAGACAUUGGUUGAUAAGUCGAAAGCCAUCAAGACACAUUUAAUGGAUUUAUUUGAAGAAUCGGGUAACUUAGAUCUGGCUGGAAUCGAUCUCAAAAGUGCCUGCUAUGGUGGCACUGCAGCUCUCUUCAAUGCCAUUAAUUGGCUUGAGUCGUCGUACUGUGAUGGCCGCUUGGCUUUGGUAGUUGCUGCUGAUAUUGCAAUAUAUUCUACUCCAUCAACACAACCAACUGGUGGUGCUGGAGCUGUUGCUAUCCUUCUUGGUCCUAAUGCCCCUCUUGUCUUCGAUUCGGGUCUUCGUGUUUGCACAAUGCGCAAUCGUUAUGAUUUCUACAAACCUCUUAUGAAGUCUAUUUUUCCUGAAGUCGACGGAAAGUUGAGUAUCUGUUGUUACAGAGAGGCUGUGCUUACUUGCUAUCGCCGAUUUAAAGAAAAAGUUGAGAAAUUUACUGGUCACAAAGUGAGAGUAAUGGGUGACCGAAAUCCAUCUGAAUUCUCAAUCGAUUAUGUCUGUUUUCACUCGCCUUUCUAUCGAUUGGUUACGAAGUCCUUUAGUCGAAUGGUUUUACUGGAUGUCAAACAGGCUCUUUCUGGUUCGGAAUCCAAUGAAAAUGUUGUCAAUGGCACCCAAUUUGAAUACUCUUCCUCAGAGAAGUCGGUUAUUGAACAACUUACUCCAUUUGCAAAUGAAGCUGAUAGUAUUGAGAUAAACCGACAAGUAGAAGAAGCCUGCCUUUCAGCAUCCCGUGAACUUUUCGAGACGAAAGUGGCCCCUAGUCUGCGUAUUGCAAGUCAAGUCGGCAAUAUAAUUCCACAGGAACAGUUGCGUGGACGUCGUGUUCUGAUGUUCAGCUAUGGCUCGGGCUACACGGCAUCAAUGUUCAGUCUACGAAUAGCAGAGACGGCUGAAAUGGAAAGCAUUGUUGGAGCGUCUUCACAAUCGCCAUUCGAUAAAUUGGCUCAAAGAACAUCGAUGUCUUAUGAUGAAUUUUCUGCGAACUUACACGCCCGUGAAGCUGCUGUUGAUAAAGCUCCAGUGGAAUAUUCAAAGGAGAAUUUGAGGAGACGUUUCUUUCCCGGUACCUUCUACUUGACACACAUUGAUGAGAAGUAUCGACGUUUCUACCAGCAAACCCCAGAACCAAUGGACAACUUGUAA